Messenger RNA from Caretta caretta (loggerhead turtle), 3198 nucleotides. RefSeq names its product kinesin associated protein 3 (gene KIFAP3). The record is from RefSeq and is a predicted model, not a curated record. Gene Ontology annotation, biological process: cilium organization; microtubule-based movement. Gene Ontology annotation, molecular function: kinesin binding. Gene Ontology annotation, cellular component: ciliary transition zone; kinesin II complex; axoneme. Lineage: Eukaryota; Metazoa; Chordata; Testudines; Cheloniidae.
CUGCGCCUGCGCGCUAGGGAGAGCUGCAGGGGCUGGGUACUGUGUGCGGGCGGGGCUGGCGCUGCUCUCACCCUGGUAACAGCGGCCGCUGCGGAGCCGCCCCCGGCCCGGCACCCCCGCGGCACUAUGCAGGGGGAGGACGCCAGAUACCUCAAGAGGAAGGUGAAAGGAGGUAACAUAGAUGUACACCCCUCUGAAAAGGCCCUUAUUGUUCAUUAUGAAGUGGAAGCAACUAUUCUUGGAGAAAUGGGGGACCCCAUGUUGGGGGAGCGCAAGGAGUGUCAAAAAAUUAUUCGGCUGAAGAGUCUUAAUGCAAACACAGACGUUGCUUCCCUGGCUCGAAAGGUGGUGGAGGAAUGCAAGCUCAUUCACCCCUCCAAGCUAGCGGAAGUGGAGCAGCUGCUGUACUACCUGCAGAACCGCAGAGAUGCCUCUUCCGGGAAAGAAAAGAAAGAGAAAUCUAGUAAACCGAAGGAUCCACCACCUUUUGAAGGAAUGGAGAUUGAUGAAGUAGCCAAUAUCAAUGACAUGGAUGAGUACAUUGAGUUACUGUAUGAGGAUAUUCCUGAUAAGGUGCGUGGCUCUGCCCUUAUCUUACAACUCGCCAGGAACCCUGAUAAUUUGGAAGAAUUGCUGCUCAAUGAAACUGCACUGGGUGCAUUAGCCAGAGUGCUGAGAGAAGACUGGAAACAAAGUGUGGAACUUGCUACUAAUAUUAUUUAUAUUUUCUUUUGCUUUUCAAGUUUUUCUCAGUUUCAUGGCCUAAUCACACACUACAAAAUUGGAGCUCUGUGUAUGAACAUCAUAGAUCAUGAGCUGAAGAGACAUGGGCUCUGGCAGGAGGAACUCAUCAAGAAGAAGAAAGCUGUUGAUGAAGAUCCUGAGAAUCAAACCCUGAAAAAGGACUAUGAGAAAACCUAUAAAAAGUACCAGGGGCUGGUUGUCAAGCAGGAACAGCUGCUGCGAGUUGCUCUUUAUCUGCUGCUGAACCUUGCUGAGGACACACGUACAGAGCUGAAGAUGAGGAACAAGAACAUUGUACACAUGCUAGUGAAAGCACUGGACCGAGAGAACUUUGAGCUGCUUAUUCUGGUGGUGUCUUUCCUGAAGAAACUUAGCAUUUUUAUGGAGAACAAAAAUGACAUGGUUGAAAUGGAUAUUGUGGAAAAACUGGUGAAAAUGGUACCAUGUGAGCAUGAAGACCUGCUGAAUAUCACCCUUCGACUUCUGCUGAACCUCUCCUUUGACACGGGCCUGAGAAACAAGAUGGUCCAAGUUGGGCUGCUUCCCAAACUCACUGCACUUCUAGCAAAUGAAAACUACAGACAGGUAGCAAUGUGUGUUCUGUAUCACAUAAGCAUGGACGACCGCUUUAAAUCGAUGUUUGCGUACACAGACUGUAUACCACAGUUAAUGAAGAUGCUCUUUGAGUGCCCUGAUGAACGCAUUGACCUGGAGCUCAUUUCCUUCUGCAUUAAUCUUGCUGCUAACAAGAGAAAUGUGCAACUUAUCUGUGAAGGAAACGGAUUGAAGCUGUUAAUGAAGAGAGCUCUGAAGUUCAAGGAUCCAUUGUUGAUGAAGAUGAUCAGGAACAUUUCACAACAUGAUGAGCCAACAAAAAACCUGUUUAUUGAUUAUGUUGGUGACUUAGCAGCUCAGAUCUCUAAUGAUGAAGAGGAAGAAUUUGUGAUAGAAUGCCUGGGAACACUGGCUAAUCUGACCUUACCUGACCUGGACUGGGAGCUUGUCCUGAAAGAGUACAAACUGGUUCCAUACCUCAAGGAUAAACUAAAACCAGGUUCUGCAGAAGAUGACCUUGUCUUGGAAGUGGUGAUCAUGAUUGGAACUGUAUCUAUGGAUGACUCCUGUGCUGCUAUGCUGGCCAAAUCUGGAAUUAUUCCAGCACUCAUUGAACUUCUAAAUGCUCAGCAGGAAGAUGAUGAGUUUGUCUGCCAAAUCAUCUAUGUCUUUUACCAAAUGGUCUUCCACCAAGCCACCAGAGACGUCAUCAUCAAGGAGACCCAGGCUCCAGCAUAUCUUAUAGACCUGAUGCAUGAUAAAAAUGCUGAGAUCCGCAAAGUCUGUGACAAUACACUGGAUAUUAUAGCGGAAUAUGAUGAGGAGUGGGCUAAGAAGAUCCAGAGUGAGAAAUUCCGAUGGCACAACUCUCAGUGGCUGGAGAUGGUAGAGAGUCGACAGAUGGACGAGAGUGAGCAGUACCUGUAUGGGGAUGACCGCAUUGAGCCCUACAUCCAUGAAGGGGAUAUUCUAGAAAGACCUGACCUUUAUUACAAUUCAGAUGGUCUGAUAGCCCCUGAUGGAGCAGUGAGUCCAGAUUUCUUCAGUGAUUAUCAUCUCCAAAAUGGAGACUUAGUUGGGCAACGUCCCUUCUCCAGCAGAAGACAGACUAUGCAACCAAUGAGAGACAGAAGAAAUUGAGACAGGAGGCACUUUCUGCACCAGUGUCCGAAAUAUGACUGAAAAGAGACUUCCUCAAGUAUUCAGAAGUCAAAAGGUGUCCCAUCAAAAAAAGAUGAUGUAAAACCACUCCUGACCCUGGGAGAAAAGAGAGAGAUGACAUCACACUAUGCAGCAACCUGCCAGCAGAUCAGAAAUGGACACAGAGGAUCAAGCCUCAAACAGAAUAUGUAGCCAUAUCCUGGAUGGCUCUCUGCUACUUCUAACAGAUAAAUGAGGGCCCUCACUGGCUGAUCUGAGUCUCUCUGGUGUGCUACGCUGCAGGGGGACCUUGGGCCGAGUCAAGGGGAGUGCAUGACAAAUCAUUCCACCAGCUGGACACCUGCAUCCAUUUGCCUCUUUUUUACACUUUGGCAACACUUGCAGACCUUGUCAUACCAAUAAAGUCUCACUGAAUUGAACUGACUAAACACCAUGGUCUUACAAUAUGAGUAAGUGUUACAUUUAGCAAUAAAGUUUAGAUUAUAGUGAACAGAGUCUUAACAAGCAGUCAGUCUAUAGGAGGCCUCAUAUUAUUCACUGAUAACAGGUAAAUAAAUAAAUGUACCUAGAACCCAGCUGGUUUAUAGAGAUCUGUGCUUUCUAACAGCUCUGCUUUUAUAGAUUAUAACACAUAGGACUGUUCUCUAAAUGCCAAUCAGAUCAACCCUGAGACUAGGAGCCACUGUUGUUUUCCUGUACCAGUGUCCCUCCAGUAAAGGUAAAGUUGUGGCUCAAGAA